This is a messenger RNA of Suillus paluster, 2151 nucleotides long. RefSeq lists its product as uncharacterized. NCBI's taxonomy places the organism in Eukaryota, Fungi, Basidiomycota, Agaricomycetes, Boletales, Suillaceae. The record is from RefSeq and is a predicted model, not a curated record. The transcript has 11 exons. The coding region runs from base 259 to 1818 and encodes 519 amino acids.
GAGAAGAUCGCUGACCUCAAGAUCGUGCCUGUAAAGGUAUCUUCCGAGCAGCCAGAAUCCACUAGCGGUCCUUAUGAGACAGUAUCGCCUCGCGAGUGCUUCCUGAAGUCGAAAUCAUACCCCGGAGACCACUUCUACCAGCGGCUAUUCAAAUUUGUCGACUUUAAGCCCAGUGCCAAUGCUUUUUUAAAAGCUUGCGGUGUCAAGGAACGCCCAGAAUGCAUCGACGUCCUCAAAGCCCUCCUGAAAUCUCCAAAAAUGUUCCUUGAAUUGGCCGGGGAGGAGAGAUACUUGGCCGAGCUGCGUCUGAUCGCGGUGGGUCAUAAAUCCCUUCCUGCAAAGACCCAGAAAGAAAUGCGCCAUGCCCAAAUUUUCUUGGGGUAUCGACGAGGCAAGAGCACUCACGGGUAUAGCCACGAGGCAGACGUGUUUGAACUUCGCAAUGCCGAAGAGGUGUUAGUCGCCGACGACAUGGAAAGUCGUCGCACUUUUGGUGAUUGUAUUGACAUCGCUCCUCAGGAGGAGUUGCUAGAAAAGUUCUACUCGGAAAUGGGCGUCAAGUCGUUGAGCUCAUGCAUCGAAUACACUGUGGAUCCGGACGGGGAGCUUUUGAAUGCACCGGAGGCCGAGACCCUUCGAUCUUCUAUCAUUGAAAAGAUACCAAUUUUCCUCCACGAGUUUGACGAACAGCGCUUUAAAAUUGGGAUGCGCCUUCUACGGUGGCGUGACGAGAAACAAUUCUUUGUGCGAGCUUGUCGAAAACUUGACGUCACGAAGAGAUUGAAAUCCUCGCAUGUGACUGGAACUCGUGGACGGGAAGAGCACCCCACCGAACUCUCUGCCGAGACCCAACAAUUGGAGGACGGCGUAAAUGUGCUGUGGAUCAAGGAGCAGCCCAAGGCUGACAGUUAUGACAUCGCAGCAGCACUGUGCCGUCUGCUGUUCCUUACGUAUAAAAAGAACGAUGUGUUGUCCCUUAUGACUAUCUUGGACACAGACAUCAAGGUUCUCGAGCGCCGCGGUUAUGAUGUUGACAGAAUCCUCUUGGAGUAUCAUAAGAAAGCUGAACAGGAAGGAGACGUUGCCAACAAGAUGCCACCUCCCCAAUCUCAGUCUCCAGCUGCUCCUCCGGGAGAGGAGCCGCCCAGUUCUAAACCGGUGAUCUUGAGCAAAUUCACGAAGUUGUUCCAUAGGCUUCAUAAAGAUCCCAAGUUAGGCGAGAUCAAGCCCAGUGAAAUUGAGAACUCCAUCGAGAAGGUGAAGGAUGUCAUGAAGGAAGAAGGCGGCAAGGACGACAAGCACAUCAGCAAUCGAGAGCAGGUUGGGGGAGGAAAAAAGCAGAAAAAUGUCGGGUACUGCGAUGAAAAGAAGGUUUCGGAGACAGACCUCGAAGAAUGCGAGGGCCAACACGUCGGGCAGGUCAAAGUCUGGAAGCGAAAGGGGACAGCCUUGGGUGUUAACUCAAGGGAACGCGAGGCCUUCGGGAAGAUUAUCAGUGACCUUGCAAAAGUCUUUGAAGUCAACCAGACACGAUGCCAUAUAUUUUUUCACGGCGAGGACCCAAAUCUCAUGGGUUUUAACCGCAAUGAUCAGAUAUUUUUCGGUCUAGAACAUCAUAUCGAGAAACAUAAAGAUGCCCCCGUUGGAAAGGCCUAUAUCGAUUGGUACUAUAUCAUGGCGCACGAGAUGGCGCAUGUGCAAACCCCAUACCACGAUGAGCAUCAUGAGCUGCUGUUUCAAGCGCUGGCGACGAAACACCUGACUGAGCUCCAUAAUUUGCCAGCUGUACGAGAGAUGUUCAAGUGCGCUUCUCCUUGAUUACAUUAUUAUCUUUCUGGUGGGGAUAAUUUAUUGUUUCUGUGCACUACAUGAUGUUGCGAAGGUUCAUGUUCAUCAAAAGACUCAUUUUCAUCUUCUCCCGUAGUCACUAGUCAAACCUUUAAAGGACGACAGGCGUUCCUUGUGUCAUAAUUGUUCAACUGCGUUACCAUUAAUGUAAAUAACUUGCGUGCUCGAGCUCCAGUCUCCCCAAGCCAGAUCUUGAAAUAAGGACCACACCCGCAUUUGCGCCUCCUUUGCACCACCUGGUAAUGCGAAUCAAUAGUUAGCUGAGUUUAGGGCAGGUUCAGGCGUGAUAGUACUUCCGGUGUU